AUGGCCAUUGGGCAUCUUCACAGUAACGGCGGAAGAGGAACAUGGGGGGAUGAAGGAGAGAUUGGGGAAUGGACCAAUUACCACACGAACAGAGAUCGGAAGAAGCCACCGAGGAGGAUACAGGGGAUUCGUUUUGAAUUCGGUUCAGAGAAUGGGAGACGAGAGCCAUGA
Messenger RNA from Plenodomus lingam JN3, 171 nucleotides. Lineage: Eukaryota; Fungi; Ascomycota; Dothideomycetes; Pleosporales; Leptosphaeriaceae. The record is from RefSeq and is a predicted model, not a curated record.